AUGGCCGCCACGCCCUCGCAGCUUUCUCCCGUUGAAAAAACCGUCUCUGCACCAAAGCACAACGCUGAUGUGCCUGUUGCUGAGAUGAAGCUGCAAGAAACCACGGCUUCUGGGGUUACUCCCCUGCAGCUUGAAGCGAACCCGCAGUACAUCACCACAGGACAGGGAAUUAUGACCGCUCUUGAGACGUUGGGGGCGGCCAUCCUGAUGGUGUUGUACCUGCUGAUGGGGCAGAGCGUGACGUACCAGUGGUAUGCGCACGCCGCCUUCCUCCUGGCUUUCACCUACUGCCUCAACAACACGCUCAUCAUCAUCUCGGCCAUGGCCUCGCCUUCUACCCAGCACCACCUUCCGCUAACUCUCUACUACUCGCUGUACCACUGCACGGCCGGGCUACUCUUCCUUGUAGGAGGCGCCGUGUUUUAUGGUGUCGACAAAGGAGACGGCCUGCGGUUCAGAAAUCUCACUGGGACCACGCUGCUCGGCGUCGGGAUACUCCAUGUGUGCCAUGGUGUGAGCACCCUGGCGUCGUAA
This is a messenger RNA of Dermacentor silvarum, 534 nucleotides long. RefSeq lists its product as uncharacterized. The transcript has 5 exons. Bases 1 to 534 code for a protein of 177 amino acids. The record is from RefSeq and is a predicted model, not a curated record. NCBI's taxonomy places the organism in Eukaryota, Metazoa, Arthropoda, Arachnida, Ixodida, Ixodidae.